Salvelinus sp. IW2-2015 is the source of this 2481-nucleotide messenger RNA. Lineage: Eukaryota; Metazoa; Chordata; Actinopteri; Salmoniformes; Salmonidae. The record is from RefSeq and is a predicted model, not a curated record.
AUGUCGAUGUCCGUGGCAUGUAAAACCAUUAAUGUGUCACCUGCUUGUAAAACCAUUCAUGUGUCACCUGCAUUGGGGCAGUACAACCCAGAUUCUGUCGAGGUGAUCAUGAGCCAAAACGGGUGUGUUCCAAAUGAUCAAAGCCAGAUUUUAGGCACUGAGCUCAACCUGAUGGAGAUGACAGAAGUGGAGUACACCCACCUUCAGCACAUAAUCCAGUCACACAUGGAGGCACAAGCGGCUGGUCCAGAGGGAUCUGGAGAUGCCCGGUUCAACACUACCGUAUUCACCGUGGAAAACUCUGCACCCCAACCUACAAACUGCGAAGCAGAAUACCCAGCCAAGUCUCCCCCGAACACUCCACCUGAUGCUAUGUCAACUUCAACUGAUGAGCAGCAGUACAUUCUCGGCAGCUUGAACCAGGGUGGACAGGUUGACAUCAAGGAAAUUAAAAUGGUAUUGGUCAGUGACGGGAACGUUAUACCUGGAGAACGGACCCCCACCACUUGCGGUGAAGUCCCCGGCUCCGUUUUGGCUAAAGUCAGGAGUGCAGUGGAUGCGACCCAAGAACGUGGCUUGGAAGCAUACAACAACGGUAGCACACAGCUAUUGUCCAGGCCCAACCCACCCGCCCGAGUUCGCUUGGAGAAGAGGUUCAACUGCGCCCCCUGUGACAUCUCCAGACAACAGGACGGAUAUGGGAAUGUCCCUCAUAUGCUUGACCCCAAUAAGCAUCAAGGGUUGAUCAUUCCAAAGAACUUCACAUUCAGCUAUCGGCAAGACAAGAUGCCUGACAAAGUUCCAUGCGUCAACAGCCCCAACCCAACAGAGGAGAAAGUUUGGGUGAAGGUGGAAGAUGAUGCUGUGGCGAAGCCUGCUAAACGCGGUAGGACCCGUGGAACAUGUGCUGUCAAGACCUCUGGCGUUGUCACAGACUCAGUGGAGGGAAGAGCAACUGGAGGAGCAGGCGCAAAAAAGAGAGGAGGGCCGCCAGUGGAAAGUAGCCAGCGCAGAGAGAGACACAACAGCAAGGAGCGGGAUCGCAGGAGGAGGAUCCGCUUCUGCUGUGAUGAGCUGAAUGUGCUGGCGCCAUUCUGUAACCACGAGACGGACAAAGCCACCACCCUGCAAUGGACCACCGCCUUCCUCAAGUACGUCAGAGAGGUGUACGGGGACUCCAUCAAACAGGAGUUCCAGGGCACGUUCUGUGGCAAGACUGGUCAGCGGCUCAAGCCCAGCAGUGCCUCAGGCCAGGUCAUGGUCCGCCAGGAGACAGCAGAGCCAUCUAGCACCCCACAGGCAUCGGAGCAGUAAAUACACACCUACACCUAUUUAAUAAUUAUUCUAUUUAUUAUUAAUUUAUUUUACCCUCAAGAGUAGCUGUGAUCCAUCGGGUUUGGCUUUGGAAUGUUAGCUGUCACAAAAGCAUCAAGUAUUGCCAGAGGGACAGACACAUCCAUUUGAUUGUUUUUUUCGGGGGGAAAAAAGGAUUUGGGUGUUCUGUUUAUUGCUUUAUUUCAACACCUUGAAAUAUUAUUUUUCCUCUGUGAUUAUUAUCCCCCUUGACAGAGCAUGUUCUCCAUGUAAUUUUCCAUCUUCAUCUAUUUGGGCACAGUUUUUGUAUCAGAGAUUUCAUAAAUGUUUAUUUUUGCUUAAAAGUGUUCACGUUCGACUAAUAUUUGAAACGAGCUUCCCUUCCAAACCUCAUGAAUGACAAUAAUUAAAACGGGUGAAGGUUUUAAGUUUGACCAUGGAAGUAACAUUCCAACAUGGUUUUGAGGGUCUUGAAUGUACAAUGCAAGUUUAACUGCACUCCAGGACUCCUAUGGAUCAGGUUAGUGUGUAUGAGGAAGGAGAGAUGUUUUUUUAUACAACUUUACAUAAUUGUGAUUCUUUAUGAGCCAACAAACCUUUUUAUAAAAAAAAAAGUGCUUUACUGAAAGUCAUGCACAGGAGGCACUGUUUCUCUAGGAUAGGAGUUAACAUGGUGAUCUACUGACUAGAUUUCAGUUAGGUUAACAUAUGUAAUAUAGUUCCAUUUUUAAUCAUACGUGCAUCUUUAUCUGCAAUUGUAAUUUAUUUUGAAUUUGUGUUUUAUACAGGGUUGUUUGGUACUUGUGGCAACAGUAAACCACAUUAACAACACAUGCAGCCUUCUAAAUGUAUAUUGUUCAGUGUUGCUCCACUCUGUAUAUACAACUCUGGAAAAAGUUCAGUUUCCAUGACAGUUUUUCAUAUUACCUUAAUAUUAGAUAUUUAAAAAUAAAUGUGACUUAAUUUACUUGCCUUUGUGUUUAUCUCCUGAUUGUUUGAUUGCAUGAACAUUCAGUUGGUUAACUUGAUAUGUAGAAAAGAGUAAUGUUUUACUGAAAAGUGGCUUUAUUUGUUAUUUCUUACAACAUGGUGCUGUAGCAACUUACUGUACAUACAACAGUCACCCACAAAUAAUAAAUAGUAAUGUAUAUUUAAUAGUUACAGCAC